UGGAAGAAGGAGACGACCGGCACACCAGAGGGAAAAGGAGAGAAGUAGUAAAAAAUCGGUUAAAGCCUCGAAAAACACAGCCCACGCCAAAGGUUAAUCCGAGUCGAAGUGGAGGUGAAUGAGUGACAUGGACCUCGGAGGUGGAACAGACUGCGUGCGGUGUGAGCAAAAGGCCUGCCAGAGACGCGAGAGCGAGUCUGAAACCCAAGACUUGAGGAAAUCUCCAAUGCAGCGCAUGACUCCGGGCCGGACUAAGCGUAGAGAGAGAGAAAGGAUUGAGAGACAUCUAUCGCCAAACACUUUACCGCUUCCGGUAGGGUUAUUGGGCUUUACCGCCAGACCAAGUGUCCCUCUGGUUGUUGACGAGCGAGCCGACUAUCCGUACAAGACUGGCUGGCUUGGUGAUAGAGUGGGCUUGCCCCUCCCCAGCUUGACAAGAUGGUGGUGGAUGGGCUGGCGCAUUAUUUGCUCAAUGGAACACACUAGGCUGGUCCACCACAACGGUCAGACAUCUUACCUACAAAUAGACAGUCACUAUUGGUCGUUAGUCGCUCAGAGGAAGUGGAGCAUGAUCAUAGAGUCCAUGCUAUCGAACCCCGUUGUAUGCCGAUGGAGAAUAAAUUCUCGCAAAUGAGGGUCCGAGAGUCUGGGUGAUGGGCGCUGACGGGGAGGAAAUGGGGGUGAUGGGGGAGGCAAAAUUCAGGCGAAAAAGGAAAUUAAACCUCAGCUAAUUCCCCCCUCGUUCUGCGGUGUACGGGAGUACAGGAGCUUAGUAGAACGCAAAAAUU
Messenger RNA from Aspergillus brunneoviolaceus CBS 621.78, 788 nucleotides. RefSeq lists its product as uncharacterized. The transcript is spliced from 2 exons. Bases 119 to 634 code for a protein of 171 amino acids. The record is from RefSeq and is a predicted model, not a curated record. Lineage: Eukaryota; Fungi; Ascomycota; Eurotiomycetes; Eurotiales; Aspergillaceae.